Messenger RNA from Cydia splendana, 2306 nucleotides. It is a transcript of the gene Hacl, whose product is annotated as 2-hydroxyacyl-CoA lyase 1. Gene Ontology annotation, biological process: fatty acid alpha-oxidation. The coding region runs from base 197 to 1900 and encodes 567 amino acids. The transcript has 12 exons. Gene Ontology annotation, cellular component: peroxisome. NCBI's taxonomy places the organism in Eukaryota, Metazoa, Arthropoda, Insecta, Lepidoptera, Tortricidae. Gene Ontology annotation, molecular function: magnesium ion binding; catalytic activity; thiamine pyrophosphate binding. The record is from RefSeq and is a predicted model, not a curated record.
AACUAAGUUCAAUUUUGAUUAAAUUCGUAGCAUGAUAAUGUUGAGAUAAGAAAUAAUAUUAUCCCACUACGCAGAGUUUAUUAUUGUCUGAUACGCCGACCGGGUUGUAAAUCGUAUCGCUAGCGCUGUCAAAAGUCGUCUAGCACAAGUUACUUUAAGAAAAUCAAUUCAGGUUUCCCCAAAGUUAAGCAGAAGUAUGGUGACUGACGGGAAUACUAUAUUAGCCGAAAGUUUAAAGAAACAGGGUGUAGAAUAUGUAUUUGGUAUUGUGGGUAUACCCGUAAUAGAGACCGCAAUGGCGUUCCAAAUGGCGGGGCUCAAGUAUAUUGGAAUGCGCAAUGAACAGGCUGCCGCUUAUGCUGCACAGGCUAUUGGAUAUCUCACAGGAAAGCCAGGAGUAUGUCUGGCGGUGUCCGGUCCAGGACUGCUGCACUGUGUCGGUGGCAUGGCCAACGCACAGGUGAAUGCGUGGCCGAUGCUGGUCAUUGCUGGCUCCUGUGCAGAGGACCAUGAGGGCAUUGGAGGAUUCCAGGAGUGGCCACAGGUAGACUCGUCGCGGCUGUACUGCAAGUACGUAGCGCGGCCGCCGUCGGCGCGCCUCAUCCCGCUGCACGUGGAGAAGGCCGUGCGCCUCGCCAGCGCCGGCCGGCCCGGCGCCGCCUACCUCGACAUGCCCGGCACGCUGCUGCUGAGCGAAGUUGAAGAAGAAAAAGUACCCGAACUCUACAACGCAGAUCCCGUCAAGCUAGCCCACCCCGACCCGGCGUUAGUAGCUCGCGCGGCCGAGUUACUCGCCAAAGCUGAGCGACCUCUGGUCAUCGUAGGCAAGGGAGCCGCCUACGCCCGAGCUGAGAACGCGCUACGAAAACUUGUGGCUGACACCGGGCUACCCUUCCUGCCUACUCCCAUGGGUAAAGGCGUAGUGCCGGACACCUCCGCGCAGUGCGUGUCCACCGCUCGCACACAAGCUCUUCUCAAAGCUGACGUCAUACUACUGCUCGGCGCGCGGCUCAACUGGAUGCUGCACUUCGGCCAAACCCCACGCUUCGACCCCAAAGUCAAAAUCAUUCAGGUGGACAUCAGCCCUGAAGAGUUCCACAACAGCGUGAAAUCAGAAGUGGCAGUGCACUCGGACAUCCAGCCGUUCGUGGAAGCGCUGUCGGCUAAACUGAAAGAGAAGAAGUGCUCGCUGUCUCCCUCGCACGCCUGGUGGCAGGCUCUUGCACAGAAGCAAAAGGCUAACACGGAGUUCGUCGCGGCUCAAGCCAACGACGUGUCAACUCCACUAAACUACUUCGCGGUGUUCAAGGCGGUACAAGAAGCCAUUCCCAAAGACUCCAUCAUCGUCAGCGAGGGCGCCAAUACGAUGGACAUCGGGCGAGGCCUGCUGCUCAACGACUUGCCGCGGCAUCGUCUCGAUGCUGGCACCUUCGGCACCAUGGGGGUGGGCCCCGGGUUCGCGGUGGCGGCGGCGCAGUGGUGCCGCGACCACUCGCCCGGCAAGCGCGUCGUCUGCGUCGAGGGUGACUCCGCCUUCGGCUUCUCGGGAAUGGAAAUCGAGACGAUGUUCCGCUACAAGCUGCCCGUGAUCAUCAUCAUCGUCAACAAUAACGGUAUCUACAGCGGCUUCGACAAGGAGGUCAUGGCCGACAUCCAGUCUGGCGGCGACCCCGCGCAGACCACUCCGCCGACCGCGCUCAGCGUGCAAGUCCGCUACGAGAAGAUGAUGGAGAUGUUCGGCGAGACGGGCCACCUGUGCCGGACCGUGCCGGAGAUCCAGCAGGCCAUCAAGGCCGCCGCCGCCGUCACCGACCGGCCCAGCAUCAUCAACAUACUCAUCAACCCCGCCAGCAGCAGGAAACCGCAGGCCUUCAACUGGCUUACGGAGUCUAAGCUGUAAACGUUCGAGGAAGACUGAUAACUAACAUACCUGCUGUAAUAGGCACAAAGACCCAUUGAUUGUACUAUACAUAUGUUACGUCUAAGAAAUAAAAAACCGGCAAAGUGCGAGUCUGACUCGCGCACGAAGGGUUCCGUACCAUUACGCAAAAAAGGGCAAAAAAAUCACGUUGUAUGAGAGCCCCAUUUAAAUAUUUAUUAUAUUCUGUUUUUAGUAUUUGUUGUUAUAGCGGCAACAGCAAUACGUCAUCUGUGAAAAUUUCAACUGCCUAGAUAUCACGGUUCAUGAGAUACAGGCGUGACAGACAGACAGACGGACAGCGGAGUCUUAGUAAUAGGGUCCCGUUUUUACCCUUGGGUACGGAACCCUAAAAAUCGUGCCCACCAAGCUCCGCAAAUUUUUCUUA